Molecule: messenger RNA, 513 nt
Organism: Spinacia oleracea (spinach)
Lineage: Eukaryota; Viridiplantae; Streptophyta; Magnoliopsida; Caryophyllales; Amaranthaceae
Product: protein FAR1-RELATED SEQUENCE 1-like
Exons: 4
Coding region: 1-513 (170 amino acids)
Source: RefSeq, a predicted model, not a curated record
AUGUGUCAUGAAGCAGGAGGGGAAGAAGCUGUUGGACACUCAAUAAAAGACCAUUUGAACUUUGUGACAAGGAAGAAGAUGAAGGAAAUUGAGGGUGGGGAUGUACAAAAUGUCAUUGACAAUUUAUAUAACCUACAAUCUGGAGAUCCAGAUGUGUUUUUUCGUUUUCGAUUAAAAGAAAACGGAAAAUUGGAGACUCCUGUUUCUGUAUUUACAGACCAAGAUCAAGCAAUGUCUAAUGCAAUAAUGAAGAUUAUGCCUCUGGCAUCUCAUACAAAUGUUGUGUCACGUUUUGGGGCAUUAAAGCGAGAUACAACUUUCAAAGAUGCUUUCAACCACUGUCUAAGUGGAUGUGUCAGUGAAGAAGAGUUUGAAAGAUGCUGGGAAAAAAUGAUAACUACAUACAAUUUAGGUAACAGUAAGUGGUUUAAACGGUUAUACAAAAUAAAAGAUAAGUGGUGCACUGGUUUGAGCAAAGACUUCUUCUCUUCUAGGAUAUUAUCUUCUCAAUGA